This is a messenger RNA of Lachancea fermentati, 1884 nucleotides long. NCBI's taxonomy places the organism in Eukaryota, Fungi, Ascomycota, Saccharomycetes, Saccharomycetales, Saccharomycetaceae. The record is from the annotation of a GenBank genome assembly.
AUGACUACAAGCGCUGCUCCUCCUGUUUUGGAAUCCGAGUCCUCUGAGCCCAGUGUGUCAGUCUCAUCAUUGGAGCUGCGAGCGCAGAAUCCAGAUAGCUUUCUGUAUGUGGAACUUGCUAAGGCGCAUCUUGGAGAGCGUGCGGCAGAAAUCGUAGGACUUCUCAUUGCUAAGGGACGUCUAAGUGCGCGCGAAAUGUGUGAAAAAACUGAAUUGGACCUUAAAAGUGUAAAGACCACGCUGGUGUCGCUGAUCCAGCUUAGAUGCGUGCAGUACCUCGAGGAAACAGCUUUUUCCGGCCGCAAAACUACCUAUUAUUACUUCUGUGAAGACGGGCUCCUACUAAUGCUGUAUGCCGGUGAGAUUGUUGAGACGAUAAGAUGGCAGAUGCAGUCUGAUGCUGCAGCGCAAAUUGUGCAGAAUGUGCUUGCGCUGGGGUCUCUCACAGUGCGCAAUUACAUGGAAUCUGGUAUUCAAGAUAUGUCGCAAUCAGAAAUUUCAGCGCUUUUUGUACGCCUCUGUGAGUUUGGCUACCUUGUUCCGCUGACCGUCACAGAUUACACUACCGUCAGUGAUCUUUGGAACAGGUUGUAUACUAAGGAAUACAGUAAAAUUCCCAAGAACUCCACACUGUCUGAUCUCAAGAAGCGGACCGAGGCGAAACAAAAAGCCAAAGAACAAUUUUCCGCAUUGCUCAGCAAACCUGACCUUUCUAAACUAAUCGUCACAAAUCCACAAACGUCUCUUCGGCAAGUUGUUGACACUAUUCCAUUGACUUUCAGUCUGCAUAGAUAUCUUAAGACUAAAAGAUCGAAGCAUUUAGUCCACUUCGCCUCUGCCAGAGUUGGCAGUACACCUGCAUCCAUUUAUAAAAUUGCAUUAUUUCUUACUGAGCGCGCUUCUCCAGAAAUUAUCGAUCCAUUAACAAAGACAGGUCUCUUGCAAGAUAUUGAUGAGCAAAAUGCAUUUCAUGAUGAGGCUACUCUUGCUGAGGAAAAAGCACCCGGUGUAACCUUCAAUGCUAUCGACAUAUCUAAAUAUUUGCCUGAAAGCAUGGAUCUUCGCGGCUCUCUAAUUUCUAAAAUGAAAACUUCGAAGCGUGGAAGGGCCUCUGCUGCCGAAAAUCAAACGUCGAAAAAGGUUAAAACAGAAGAUGGCUUUGUUGUGCCGCCUCCCCCUUCAAAUUCAAUUGGCCAGGACCUAGAUUUAGACGAAGAAGAAGAGAUAGAUUUAGAUAUGGACGAGGAUGACAGUGAUCCGCAUUCUAUCUCUUUGAUCAACGGCCACUUGAAAUUACUUUCUUCGUCACGGAUACCAUUCCUUCAGGAGGCACAACCGGGACUUUUUUUUGUCCCUUACACCAAACUAACUCCACUGUUGAAGUCAUCUGUUUACGACUCGAUAAUAUCCUUCACUCUGGGGCAGUCUGCAGCAAGGAUUUUGCGCUGUGUCAGAGCGAACAGUUUAGUGACAGAGAAAGUUAUCAACUCCAUGGCUCUUAUGAAAGAAAAGGAUAUCCGAUGUGUUAUUGCAUCACUUAUCAAUUAUAAUGCAGUGGAAAUUCAAGAAGUGCCACGCACAGCUGAUCGAGCUGCUUCCAGGUCUGUUUUUCUCUUCAGGAAUAAUGAAAAGCAUGCCUAUGAUUUAAUGAAAUUAAAUUUGACCUGGAAUAUAGCAAACCUAUUGCACAAGACGGAAGAGUUGAAGGACGAUAACUCUACUUUGCUAACUAAGGCAAAUAGAGAUGACGUUAAAGGUCGGGAAGAAGAGCUCUUGCUACCAAGUGAAAUCAAUCAACUGAAAAUGGUCAAUGAGCGGGAGCUUAAUGGUGUUACGAGAAAUAUGAGGCUUCUCUCUUUAUGGGAGGUAUUCAAAUUUUUCUGA